AUGAAUAAUUCAUCAAACUCUAAUUCUAGAUAAUCUGCUCAAAACAUCAUCAACAAAUACGAACAAAAUAAUAAUGAGGAUAGAUUCACAUUUUAAGUCAGACCCAAUUCACCCAGAGAGACUUUUGGGAAACAAACAUAAGCCAGGAAUAGCCAAGUUCAAAUCCUCAGAGAAAUUGAUUAGGCCAAUCUUUCCAAGAUGCUAAGUGACUUCUCCAUUGUAUCAGAAUAAGAAGAAUCCAUCUGCCAAAAUCAAUUCAACAAUCCCAUUGGAAUAGGUACCUUUCUAUCUCCAUCCUUAGUUUAACCUACCCAAGUGAUCCAAUAAAAACAAUAAGAGCAAGUCUAAGAUAAUCAGAGUUAUCGUGGAACCUUUGGCAAGAAUCCAUUCUUUUAACCUAAAUCAGAAGUUACCGAAAUCAUCGAAAAAAGUUAUUUAGAAGAAGAACUAUACGAUGACAUGUCCGUUUUAAAAGACAAAGUCAUGGGAUUGCUCUAGGCCUAUGCAGACGAUCUAAGAAAAUCAAAUAAUGAUCCUAAUAUCAAAUCUAAAAUCCAAGUUGAUGCUAAACAAGUCUUAAAAGAGUAUUCCUAAAUCAUUGAGAAAGUUAAUCAAUCUGAAAUUUCCUAAUUAAAUGUUUCCCAAAAUCCAGUCAAAAAAGUAUGAUUAUCUCCUUUACAAUAAUUAAGGAACAAGAAUUAAACUUGAUGUCCAAUUUGGUGACGGAAUUCUUGAACAAAUUUGAUAUGCAAAAACAACCAGUCCUUAAUGUCUCAUAGGUUUUAGAAUAAAAAUUAGCCAAAUCUAGAGUCAGAUCAUCUAAUCAAUAAUUAGACCUCACUGUUAUGCAUUAAAUUCCCUGUGAUGAAACAUUCUAUCAACAUGAUUAAUAUAAUGAUGAUAAGUUGGAGGGAAAAAUUCAAAAACUUAGGCAAAUGCUCUAAGAUGAACUUGAUAAGCAAUAACUAGUUUAUUCCAAAAAAAUAUUAUCAGAUAUGAUUUCAAAUUUGAAUUAAAUCUUAAUUGCAAAUGAUACUCAAACUGUUAAAACUAUCGUUUAUAAAAUAGAGAAUAUGAUUAAGUAAUUGCCAUAAGAGGAUUGCGGAUCAAUCUAACUCUAUGAUUAUAUGUCAAAAGCAAUGAAAGCUACCAAAAGAAGAAUGAAAUAAAUGGAUCCAUAAAAUCAACAAUAAGAAAAAACCCUUAAAAGAAAGUUUUUCGAUCUUGCCACCCAGUUAAAAAAUAAAUUACCCUAAGAUCAUCCUGGUAGAAAUGAAAUGAUAUCAGUUCUUUAUGAUCUAUAUUGCUAGGCCAACAAACCGGUAGAAAUGGAGGACUUUAUUAUAAAUCAAUUGAAUUUAGUAAAAUGA
Molecule: messenger RNA, 1370 nt
Organism: Paramecium octaurelia
Lineage: Eukaryota; Ciliophora; Oligohymenophorea; Peniculida; Parameciidae
Source: the annotation of a GenBank genome assembly